UGGCGGCUUAUGCGAUCAAAGGUGAUGGGUAGGGCUUCGUUAUGUCUCGUUUGGCAGAUUACUUUGCCGUUAUUGGCAUACUCAAGGAUAGUUCAACAGAUGGCCAGGAGUUAGUGGGUAAGGUGCUCGAACGUUUUCCUUCUCAAGACAGAAAGGAUGUUACCUUCCCUGAAGGAAUUGAAAUGUUCUGCCAACCUGGGGGUUGGGAGAUAUCCUAUUACAGCAAACCAUCAACAUUUUAUGUGUCAGUACUGACAGAUAUGGCUGGUACCAGGAGUUAUGUAGCAUGUUUGUCAUUCUAUGAACCUUUUACACUUGUAAGAAAGGGAGAUGACUUUGACAAUGCCAUGAAUGUUUCUGGUGAUACAACUCAUACAAGUAAUAGUUCACCAAUAUCAAAGAAGGAUGUGCAGAUGGAAGCGUAUUAUCCAAAGUGUCUUUGUCUUGUCUCAAGAUUUACCUACUUUGAUAUCUUAAAGAGUUGUCUUGUGACAAUUUAUACAUCAUGGUUGAAUGGGGAUGCAAAUCUCGAAAAGAUUAUUGGCUCAGUUCUUGGUUUUGUUCAUGUCCCCUCUGUUGGUUCUGAUGCAGUUACAUUCUCUAUUGGGAUAGGGGAAAAGAAAACUCUUAGUCCACCACACUGGGAUGAAGUUCCAAUCACUGGAAAAUCUGUGGCUAAUGUUUUUCGACUUCUUGGUAUGCACAACGUGCUUUCGUUGUUCUGCGCAUUGGUUACAGAGAACAAAGUGCUUCUGUUUUCUAGCAGUUAUUCAUCGCUCACCAAUGCUUCCCUUGGUCUUCUCGCCAUUUUAUAUCCUCUAAAAUUUAGCUAUGUGUAUAUACCAAUAUUGCCGUCAGCCUUGCUGGACUUUAUAAAUGCUCCAACACCUUUUGUAAUGGGUGUGCAUACAAACUAUAAAACCAAUAUACCCGAGGUGAAUGAUGUUAUUUUGGUUGAUCUAGACGGUGGACAUGUCAGUAUACCGGAAUCUGUCAAUUUAUGUUCCAUUCCAGAACCAUAUUUAUCCAGGACAAGACAUGCAUUAACAUUGGUCCUCAAUCCCAAUUUAGUCGUGUCUGAUCUCACUUUCCCACCGUUGGUCAACCCAUCACCCGUACAUUUGCAGGAUAAAGAAAUCCGUGCAAUUUUUAUGCGUCUGUUCGCUCAAAUAUUUUCAGGGUACAGAUCAUGUUUAAAAGUCAUUCGUAUUCAUCCUAAACCGGUCAUCACAUUUCAUAAGGGAACAUUUAUGGAAAAAAGAGGAGUUUUUGGAGAUGAUUUUUUUAACAAGGUUUUAGAUAGCAUCAGUUUUAACCAGUUAAUAACUGAUCGAGGUCCUCCGCACCGAACAUGUGAUCUAUUUGACGAGCUUGUAGCAAGCAUUGAUGAAACUUUGAAAAGUGAAUUGGGUCUCGACGCUGAAAUAACGUCGAAUGUUCAACAGAUUGCCAAACGGCUGUAUGAUAGCGAGUCUAAUUGUUCCCGAGAAGAUGACAUGCCACCUUUAAUACCAAAUAUAAAUGACGACCCACCAUCUACAUUCCCCAUGCUUGAUUCCUCUGUUAUUGAAAAGUAUUUGGUAGACGACCAAGAUCACAGUAACUCUGCAACGUGCAAGACAACCCAGUUAUCGUAUGACAAAGUUCCGUAUGGGUCAGGAGAGUUUAGUUUUCAAACCCGGCAUUAUAUCAAUAUUCGAAAGUUAGAAGUAUUGCACGACUGCGUGGCGUAUAUAUUUGAAAACAAGAUAUCAGAGGCGCGAAAGGCACUUCCAUCGGUCCAAAGAGCUUUAAAAUCAAGAGGAGCGCAGUUGGCGUUAUGCCAAGAGCUGGCAGCACGUUCAGAACAGCAUAGAGCUGUGCUUGAACAUGAUCAAUUUAAUCUUGUUAUUACGUUAAUGAACUGUGCGUUACAGGAUGAUGCAAGCUUGAACGAUGGUGCUGUUGCCUCCGCUUUGCUUCCAUUAACGUCGGAAUUUUGUCGAAAUUUGGCGCCCGGGGUAAUGCAGUUUGCUUAUACCUGUGUUCAAGACCAUCCAAUCUGGCAGAAUGCUCAAUUCUGGGAAGAAACUUUCUUUAGUGACGUGCAAACAGAUAUAAAGAAGCUGUAUGAUGGUUCGAAUAAUAAGAAGAGACAAUCGUCAGAUAAGUUAUUCGCGAAUAAUGCAGGCUUGUUUGAACGCCUUUCAACGCCACGUACGUCAAGGACUAGUAUGACACAGCACCUUCACAGUCCACCAGUGCAUAAACAUGAUGUUGUUGUGAUUACACAGUCGGGUGUUUAUCAACAGGAAAACAUUGAUCGGGAAUUGGGAGUGAAUAACGAAGCUCUAGAUAUCGCUGCUACACAGAUGCGCAACUGGGAUUCACUUUCCGAGGAGGUACAAAAAACAAAUGUUACAAAUGAAGAAAGUAUCGUGUUUAGUCAGGCAAUUCAUUUCGUCAACCGUAUGGUAUACCUUAUGAUACCUUUGAAUGUUUCACAACUGGUCAAACCAAAGAGAAGACGCAUUCAGGAAACUGUACACGAAAACGCUGGGGCUCCAAAAGAUAAUAUUGAUGGAUCUUUGGCUAAUACUAGCAUUGGAUCAGACAGUCGGAGUAACGUUGCUAGAGUCGGCCAAAGUACUAAUGGGUCCGUUGUUGAUGUAACAGAUUCUGGCACAGCCCAAGGCAGUGUAUAUGGUGAUGUACAUAACAGUGAUCACUGGGAUGAAGAAGAGGAUGAUGGCACUAUCACUAACGAAGUGACACGAUUUGUUAUUCGAUUUGUCGAUCGGGUCGGAACUGCUGCUGGUAUAUCCACAGAACACCUGAAGUCGUUGUACAGUUUGGUACCAAGUGUGGUAACUAUGCACACGGAAUCGUUGGAACCAGUUUACAGAGAGCAUAAGCAACUUGCGCCAAUUCGAAAGGCGAAAAUAAUCAGACCAGUGAUGUUACCCUAUGAGGAGAUGCAAAUGGAUGGACUACGGUGUUAUUUGAUUCCCGAUGGUCGGGAAACCGGGACUGGUCUACAUUAUGGUGGACCAUGUCUGUUUCCUGCGGAAGGAGCUGUUUUUCUUACAAAUUACAGGAUAAUCUUUAAAGGAACUCCUGUUGAUGAGUUUGCUUCAGAGAUGGUUGUCACUCGAAGCUUUCCACUUGGAUCUCUCGUUAGAGAGAAGAAACUUGCUGCUCAAUAUAUACAACAUUUGAAUUCGUGGAUGGGAGAAUGUGUUCAGUUACGUUCUGUAACAUUUCAGAUGUUAAAACUUUGUUUUGACGAAGAAGUAGGUGCAGAAAAGGUCGAAGCAUUUCGCAAAACUAUAAUCAAACUUCGCUAUCCUCCGUCCGUUUUAAGCACUUUCUCCUUUAAAACGAGUGAUAAGAAACAGCCGGUGAAGGUUGUGCGCUUACAACUACCGCCGAAUGAUCACCAAGUAGCUGAACCCAAGAAAAUGAAACCUCGGGCAAGUAAUGUGGCUGUGAAAAGAGAAAGUGGAAUUAGACAUUUUAAAGGUUCGAUAAAAAGAGUACGAAAUCGAAAUGGCUUGUCUUCACCUAGACCAGGUCGCAAAAGAAAUUUAUCUUCUGAUGGCUCAAUGGAAAAUAUAUCUGAUGGGCAGGUUGAUCUUUCUGAUAUUCCGAUAUCCCUACCUAAUGAAACGGUUCCUCCAAUCGACAAACUGAACUCGACUCCUUAUUGUAAAGAAUAUGUACGCCUUGGUUUUGGCUCGUUACUAAAUGACUCAAACAGUAAGAGUAUGCCUUGGAGAAUAUCAGUGGUCAACCUCCAAUACGUUUGUAGAAGUUAUCCGGCUGUUUUGGUCGUUCCUCAUCAAGUCUCUGACGAUUCCAUACUACGAGUGGCAAAAAACCAUCGUCAGAUGCGCUUUCCGGUUGCUACGUGGAGAAAUAAGACAAAUAUGGCUGUUUUGUUGAGGUCAUCCGCGAUUGAAAGAAGUUCCGUUGCUUCCAUCAUCCGCACUGGAGUUGCCGCAAGCGGUGGAAGUACGGACGCCAUUCGUUCUUCAAAUGUGGAACAAGACAAGUAUUUGGCUGCUGUUGUCGCUGCAACUCCUGUAUCAAAAAAUAAGGCGGCUGCUAAACAACAAUCACUUGCAUCAAAUGCAAACAUGUCAAGUGCUACUCUGGAUAUGAGAGAUCUAAGUGAUAAGGAUUUAAAACGUGUUUCAGCAAUCGAUACCAUUGACAAAGCAAUGAUUACACAAGGCUGGGAACCAGCAGCCUUGUAUGUUUUUUGCGAUAAGAACAAUUUGAAGAGCUUAAAGAAAGAAGCUUAUCCUAAAAUUGAGUUCGUGCCAGCUGAGUUGCCCGAUUUGCGGGACAUGAAAACAAGCUUGAAGAAAUUAUUUAAAGUGUGCUGUCCAAGUGGCCCACCAAGGGACUCCGCGCAGGGUGAAACGUUUUUGAAAGCUUUGCAAGAAAGCGAAUGGUUCAAUCAGUUGUCGCUUACAUUGCGUAUUUCCGGUGCUGUUGUUGAUCUACUUGACAUUCAAGGUUCAUCCGUGUUGAUCGCGUUUGAAGAUGGAUGGGAUAAUACGUCACAAAUAACGUCUCUCGCACAAGUAAUGUUAGAUCCCAAGUACAGAACAAUUAACGGCUUUAAAUUAUUGAUUGAAAAAGAGUGGUUAUCAUUUGGGCAUCGUUUCUCCCACCGCUGUAAUCACACACAAUCAACACAGUCGAGUGGAUUCGCACCAGUAUUUUUGCAAUUUCUCGACGGGGUUCAUCAAAUUCUUCAUCAAUAUCCAUUAUCAUUCGAAUUCAAUGAAUAUUUCCUUCACUUUCUCGCAUACCAUCAUGUCUCAAUGCGCUUUCGUACGUUCUUGUUGGACUCAGAGCACGAACGGCAACAAAUGGGGUGGUUGUCUGACGAUGAAGAUAAUGACAAAUCACGUGGGAAAAGCCUUUGGGAUUAUGUUGAUGAACUUCAUAGAAAGGGUUCAAUAUUCUACAAUUUUAAGUAUUCAAGCCAGCACUCGAACAAGGUACUUCGGCCUCAUUGUAAUGUAUCUAACCUUAAGUUGUGGAGCUAUUUUGUGUCUGAAAAUGUUUCGACGGGUCCAACAUUUGACCAAGAACUUAUCAACGAGACAGAGACUGCAGCCGAAGAAGGCCAACAAAAAUUUGAGGACAAGUAUAAUUCAAACAGGCGCUGCUUGAGUGGAAUGUACGGCGGUACUGCCAACUAUGAUAGCAGUGGAUGUUCAUUCCAACUGCAAGAGUAUAACCGGAUAGAAGAAGAAGCAGAUCGACGAACCAGCCGAUGGAAAAGGAUAUGGGAUAAGUUGGAGUCCCCUAACAUCCCGAAAAAGACAGUCUCACUAAACACAAUCGUUUCCCGACACCGAAGUGCUGUGCUACACAAAAGAGAUACCAUGGAUAUUGUUUUAAAGGGAAAACUGCAAAUCGAUGACUAUAGUCAACGAGGCUUUACUCAACCUCAUACGUUUGAGCCUCACAGUUUUGUAGCACCAACAAACUGUGACUUCUGUUUGCAAAUGAUGUGGUAUAUCGGCAAAGGAGGAUUUAAAUGCAAGGAAUGUGGGUUUAACUGCCAUGAAAAAUGUUUAUCACGUGUCCCUCAAGCAUGUCGUUAUUACCGAGAUUUGAAAGAACAAAACGAUAACAUUCCAUCCACAAGUAGUAAGAGCUUACACGAGUCUUCUAGUUCCUCGAAAUCCUCCAAAUUUUUGUCUGGUUAUCUUUGGAAAAAAGGUGCCUUGUUUAAACAGUGGAAGCCUAGAUAUUUUGUGCUUGACACGGAAAGGCAUCAGCUCAGAUAUUAUGACGCUGAAGGUGAUAUUCACUGCCAAGGUGUGGUCAAUUUAUCGGAAAUAAUAUCAUGUGACCUUUCACAACAAAAUGUUUCCAAUGAAAAACAAGUAUAUUUUGAUCUCCGUACAGACAAGCGUGCAUAUAAUUUGUAUGCCUCGUCCGAAGAAGAAGCGAAGAAGUGGAUUAGCAGGCUACAAACUUUGGAUACAUGAAUAUUCACGAGGGAGAAAAUUAAACGAUAAUUACUAAUUUCAGCUGUUUAUAUGUGAUAUAUUUUAUCAUUUUAGACAUAUGUAGGUUAAUUUAUCCUAGUAUCUUUUAAUCUUUUAGUAAUUCCCUAGGAUUAAUUCUCUCUAAAAUUAUGAAAGAUAAUUGGAGUAUUUUAAUAGUAUAUAUUAAAAUUGUGGAGGUCAAUUUUUAAAUUUUUUUCGUAAUUCGUUUUGGAAAUUAAAUUCUUUUUCAAAUUUAAACUCCUAAACAAAAAAUAUUUCGUUAAUUUCGUCACCUAGCCAUUGUCGAUCCAGUCUAUUGAGGUCUUCGGACGUAGUUAGGAAUAAAAUAGAAAAAUCGUCCACGUUAGUAUGCAAGACCCUAAGGCUAAGGAGCUGUAUGUUAAUUGGGGAAUAAAGAGGGAUUGGGGUAUAUACACCCCCAGAGUUUGGUA
Messenger RNA from Dendronephthya gigantea, 6448 nucleotides. RefSeq names its product myotubularin-related protein 13-like. The transcript has 41 exons. The record is from RefSeq and is a predicted model, not a curated record. Lineage: Eukaryota; Metazoa; Cnidaria; Anthozoa; Malacalcyonacea; Nephtheidae. The coding region runs from base 42 to 5996 and encodes 1984 amino acids.